Molecule: messenger RNA, 1508 nt
Organism: Pleuronectes platessa (European plaice)
Lineage: Eukaryota; Metazoa; Chordata; Actinopteri; Pleuronectiformes; Pleuronectidae
Exons: 6
Coding region: 196-741 (181 amino acids)
Source: RefSeq, a predicted model, not a curated record
UUUGCCGCACUCUUUCUGACAGGGUGGGGAAAUGAAGGUGUGAGAUGACCUCAAAUUUCUCAGUACUUGCAGGGAAGUGGCAAUGAGUGAAGAAAAAAUCAUUUGCUUGAGACACGAACAAAGGGUGAAAUAAAGUUCUUCUCAAGCCAAACAGGAUCAUAAGGAAAAACUAUUCAUGCAGGUUAGGGAAGCACCAUGGCCUGUGCUGAUGUAAACCUGGAUAUCCAAAGAGCUGACGAGGAGUCGUUCAGCCUAAACCAAGUUGAGCGGCCUCUGGUGCAACAGUACAAAGCUGUAGAGCUGGUGCCAGAAGUCAAAGGGCCACUGCACAACCUCCUGCAGAAACAACCUGCUGUGCUGGGGUCUCUGCAGAUGAUGAGCGGGUUCCUCAGUGUCGGAGUGGGGAUUUUCUUCGCUGUGACCCAGGAAAUGGGAGAGUCACUUUUCACCAUGUUCAGACUUUCCCACCUGACUGGAGUGAUCUUCAUCUUUGCUGGAGCUGUUUCCAACCUGCUCUUCAAAUAUCCAGGAUUACUGCCUCUGUCCUUUGGGGUUAACUUUGCGGGUAUCAUCGCAGCUGUGGUUGCAGCCUGUCUGAUAAGCGUCGACCUGGUUCAAUGGAAUCCGAGGAAUGAGCACCAUUUGAGGAUUGAAGUUCUGGAACUUUGUGUGAUGGGGCUUGAGGUUUUCCUCUCUGCGAUUCUCUGCUUCUUUUUCGUUAAAGAGAAACGUGCCAAAUGACCAUGAUAAAGCUGGUUGAUUCUUUUUUCUUCAUCAUGUGUGGCUUUUAGUUGUCUCGAUUGUAUAUGUGGAGCUGAAACCGCUGCUGAAAAGGAUGGGCUGUGGGCUGUGUCGGAUGUUUGACUUGGACUGAGGACACAAGGCUUGCGGUCGGCAAAUGUCAGCGUCUCUCAUGUGAAAGAAAAGUCACUCUUCAACCUCCUCAACCGUGGUGGGCCUCAUAGUGCAGCUCUGUCUGGCCUCUCUGCAGGGCCCUGUGUGUGUGGGUGUGUGGUUUCACACUCGUGUUGUCUUAUUAGUUUUGAAAUAUCUGCUUCUUGUUUUCAGUUUCUCACAGAGGUUUUUACAGAGCUCAGAAGUAUUUGUGUCUUAUAGGUUUUGCUUAGGUUUUGAAUAAAUAGCCACAGGUGGAAAUACUCAAUUUCAUAUUUGGUGUGACAAAGAUAAGAAUAAAACGAUAUGUUUUUCACAUUUUAAUCAUCUGUACAAACUCGUCUUAACACAGAUCUGGUGACAAAAGAAACUGACUAUAAAACAUCGACUGUGUGGAUCUGUCUGCUACCUUUUUUUUUCUUUUGUAAAAUACAUAAUAAAAAACUCAUCUACAAUAUUAACACUGAUUCUUAUCUAUAGCUCAUUAAACACAAAUGUACAGACCAAUGACGUGCCAUCAUGACAAUGUGCAUGAUGUGUUGAUUUCCAAUUUACAGUAUCAUCAUGAAAUGUCUUGUAAUAACUGAGCUUCAUCCAUUAAAGUCUCAAUGCUG